GUCGCUGAGGCAUCAUCUCUACGUCUGUCUGCGGGCGUCUGGGACGGAUCUGCAGGCUUCAGCUGCAGCACUUGUUUUGGGGGCCUGUAGUAUGAGAAUUUCCAUUCCAGCUCCUUUGAUUUCUUUCAUUCUCAUAUUUGAUCAUUUUCUUAAUUUUGACCAUCCGACCUCAUUGUUUAGCCUUUCUCAUUUUUCGGCUCCUGUCACCCACAGUUUGUUGCUCAGCACCACCAGCACCAGCUGAAAGGGGAUCACUUACCAUUCCACCACCAGCCAUCACGGUUUUUUGCUCUGCUGCUGCUGCACUGGAUUUUGGCGUGCAUUGCUGGACUUUAACGCAGGGGGAUUUAUAUUUGUAUUGAUUUCCAUCUGCCGCCCGGUCCACAGCGGACACCAGCACUUUUUCUCUCUGAGGAAUGUAUUACAGCGGGUUUAGGUCUGCUCUCUGAAUAGGAGAGAAUAUAAACGCACUGUCUGCUGAAUUAAGAACUGCCGUGCGCCUUUUGGUUUUUUUGUAGCAGGUCUCUCAUCUGGAGAUGCUCUGAUCGGGGUUUGUGGUCCGUGCGCAUCCCAACUGGAUCGGGAUAUAAAGUGAAGACAUUGCCGCGGUCAGCCCUUUCUGGAGCGCUUGUCGUCUGAUUUUUUGACAUACAGAUUUGGUUAUUUUGAGACGGAUUGUGCACCCACCCGGAGGCAGGCAGGCUAACCAUGGGGGAUUCGAUGUGGAGAUAUUAUUUUGGAGUUUUGUUUAUUGCCUUCAAAGUGGACUUGUGCCGGGCGCUCAUCCUGGAGUCCAUCUACUGGAACACAACAAAUACCAAAUUUGUGCAAGGCCAAGGCGUGGUAUUGUAUCCCCAGAUUGGGGAUAAAUUGGACAUUGUGUGCCCCCGUGUGGACGGUGGGGUGGCUGAUGGCGUGGAGUAUUACAAGGUGUACAUGGUGCCCAGAGAGCAGCUGGAGAGCUGCACCAUCACCAAGGCUGACACGCCACUCCUCAACUGUGUCAAGCCUGACCAGGACGUCAAGUUCACCCUUAAAUUUCAGGAGUUCAGCCCCAAUUUAUGGGGCCUAGAGUUCUUCAGGGGGAAAGACUACUACAUCAUCUCUACUUCUAACGGCACCAUGGAGGGCAUCGACAACCAGGAGGGGGGAGUGUGCAAAACCAAGUCCAUGAAAAUAAUCAUGAAAGUGGGACAAAAUCCCUCUGACCCUAUUUCACCCAAAGACAACCCCACCAGAGUACCCUACUCUCCCAAGCACUCAGACGGCAAGGACACCCACAACCCUAACGCUGUGCUGGAGAAAACAGAUGUAGCAUCCAGAGAAAGCACUGAAAACAACGGUGGAAAGUCCUCCAGCAUCAUCGGCUCUGAUGUGGCCAUCUUCGUUGGCAUCGCCUCCGGCAGCGUCAUUUUCAUCAUUAUCAUCAUCAUGCUGGUCCUGCUGCUGCUCAAGUACCGGCGACGGCACCGUAAGCACUCGCCACAGCAUGCUGCGACACUGUCUCUAAGCACCCUGGCUACACCCAAACGGAGUGGAGGCGGCGGGAAUAAUAACGGCUCGGAGCCCAGUGACAUCAUCAUCCCGCUCAGGACUGCUGACAGCGUCUUCUGUCCGCACUACGAGAAGGUCAGUGGCGAUUACGGCCACCCAGUCUACAUAGUUCAGGAGAUGCCGCCUCAGAGCCCGGCCAACAUCUAUUACAAAGUCUGAGGUGGGACUUUUAAAAGCCAGAGACAAACUGGAACAAUCCCCGGGCAGAGCAGGUUUUUGGUUUUGGCUGGCACCGCCGGCACGCCCGCAAACAAACUUUUUCUCUCUUUCUCUCUCUUUGUCUGUCUCACUCUGUCAACUCCUCCUCCUCUUCUCUAAUGUUUUAUCACUAUUUUUUUCUUUCUCAAAGUUUUGCUGAUACCUUACCGUCUGAUUUCGUCCCAGUUGGCGCGGAUGGGUUGAGUAGAGGGCCAGAGAGAAGCCUGCUGCUGUCACUGCUGCUGCUCUCUGGGAGUUUUGGGAAAUAGGGAGAACAAUCUCUUCUUUCCCUAAUGUUGCUACCUGUUUUGGGGGAUAUGAGUGCUGUGGAAUCAGAAAGUUUGACAGAUGCACAGCGUGUGGACGUGAAGGUUUCCUAGGAGGAAAAGAGGAAAAGAGGAUUUUGACCCCAACUUAAGAGAGACAAAUGCUUGGAAAAAGAGAGGGAAAGAGACAAAAAUUGAGGGAUGAGGAGAGGUAAAGGAGAAUAUGGGCUAACCAUGAACUCACAAAAUGGCUGCCCUUCCUUGAUGCUCACUAGCCAGACAGACUCUGUGGAUUUACCCGCCGGACGAGGACAAAGGAGAGAGAUUCUCAAACCAGUCCUCUUUGGGACUUUCCUGACUGACUCUCGGAGAUCACCCAUUCACCCUGCCACCCACAUGCUCACCAUCACAUGUACACACAUUCACCCACAUGCGCAGACACACUGUCUCACCUGUCAAUGUGAAUGGUUUGGGUUUAAGUGUGGAUUGCACCAUUUCUCCUCAUUCCCAGAUAUGUUUCCAGGAAAUCACUUACUGUGGUUUGCUGAAAACUCGUAAUGUUACUUGAAGGUUUUAAGGAUAAAAAACAGAUUCCUUCUUUUUUGUACUGUCAACAUUUACCUAUCUUGUUUUUGGUCAUAUCUGGUUUCAUAUGUGGUUCUUUUACUUUAGUGACAUGUCACAUGUUAUGUUCAAACACAAGUUACCCAACAGUGGCUAGGAGUGGCGAGAGCAUGAAAAGACAGAGCGAAGAUUUUUUUCAACUCUGCAUUCUACGCCCUGAGAGGGUGCAAAAAUAACAGAUCUGUCCAGGUGGCUCCUUGGAAGAGUGGAGGACUUUCAUAUACAUAGAGCAGCACUUUUAACCCCCUUUUGAUACCUCUACUCUUCACAGCGGUCCACAGAGAGACAGAGUUAUAGCUAGAGAUGGGAGAGCAGCUGUAUCCUGUCAGAUUUAGUAGCAAGAGCUUGCCUCAACUUCUCUGAACUUGGGUUUUUCGCACGGGAUUGUGUUAGGGGCAAUAAAAAAUCAAAUUCGCCUUACUGCCAUUGUUUCGCAUCAGAUGAAGAAGAGGCCCAAGAUCUAGUUGAGGUUAGCCUAGCUGGCUGAAACAGCUCUAGGUACUGUAAUGUUUACCCCUAGGGGUCCAUUGAUGAUUAAAGUUGCCCAAAAUCAGUGUGACUGGUGCUCUCCUAUUCUCGUUAAAAAAAGCACAGGGACAUCUAUUUACAUUUUCACAGUUUCUCAAUCUCCAUUAGCGUUUCCAUAUUGUGAGUUUUUGAUUUACUUCUUUAUUUGUUACAAAAUAGAUGUACAUUUAAAAAAGGACAUUACAAAGAUGAAAAAUAAAAAAAAUAAAAUAAAAAGCAGAAUUUAUUUAUGAUAGACACAUAGAGCACAGGUGUUGUCAGGCGGUAUGGAAAGAAGAAGAAGUAAUGUUAAUAUAUUAUGGUAUAAGUGCACAUUAUGCAAUCUAGGUUUUUGAUUAUUUGAUAUCUCUCAACCCACUGAGUACCAUAUUUUCAUGAGCUUUCAUCAACAGAUAUAGGGCUCAGUCCUGGGAAGGAGGACCAGGGGAGGGCAGCCAGUUCACCGGCCCCGAGGGGAGUAGAGUUAUCUGACCCAAAAUAGAUCACAGUGGUGUACACAAGGGCAGAGUAGCUGGUUCUCGCACCCUCACACUGUGUAGCAUCUCCCAAAGGAUAAUUCCUGUGAACACCCAGUGCCCUUGAUUCUCCUCAUACACACCUUUCAUGUUCUCUGUGCAUGUGUGUAAUGUGUGUAUGCAUGUGUGUGCGCGUGUUGAGCAAGUCUAUAUUUCAGUGACUUCACAUUCAUCAAUAUCUUUUCCUUAGGAUCAUAAUCGUGACUUAGGCCAGUCACGUGCAUAUAUCAGGCCAUCAUUAACAUUGUCAUUUGUUCAUAAAGAACAUCAAAUUUCACCGAAAAGCCAAGCCUUGUAUGAUCUGAGGUUUGUGCCUCUAAGAGGCUACAAAAUCUGCAAAUAUGCAAUUCUUAUUUAUUUUUUUAAUCAAUUAUUAGGAAAAAACACCUAUGGAAAGUGUUCUUAGCCACUGAAAGAUGUAACAACAAACAAAUGACACAAAACUAGCAAAGUACUUCACACAAGCCUGCUGUUAGUUUUUAUUUCCUGCAUUAUUUGUAGUAUUAUUUGAACCUUUUCUGUUUUAAGUAUGUGCCGUAGUACAAAGGUAAACUGUGAAAAAUGAAACCAUUAAAGAACAUAUACACGUAUAUCACACCUGAACAGGUACUUAAGAAAAGCUGAAAAGAGACACACUUUUACAAGAAAGAAAUGGCUGUUUAGUUGCUGUCUGUCUGCGGCAGAAUAUGACAAUCUUAUUAGUUUCUUUGAAUCUGACGUCCUUUUCUUAGCAGCCACUUGACUAAUGCUCUCCCAACAUUGACCAGGAUUGGUUCAACCUGUUAUGAAAUGUCAUAGCGAUUCUGUGAGAGUCUUAGCACAGGGGCUAGGAGAAGCACCUCAGGCUACUGUAAAUGCCUUGCUCGUAUGGUCAGCCCUUGGUCACUUGACUCAGUAAUUUUGCACCGUACUUCUGUAGGUAAGAAACUGUAUAUACAUGAAUGUUUGUAUUGUAUAUGGAUCCUGGGUUGUUACAAUAGCCUUAUUCACCUUUUUAGCAAAGCAAAUGGGAAAAAAGUGCAGAAAAAAACAGAAUACACUUCAGUCAAACAGAGCAUACUACUUUUUUUGGUAAAUAGCUUAUGUAAAUAUUGACCACAACCCAAUAAAAACAUUUUUUAUAAACUCUUAAAGUAAGAUGUUUUGUAUAAAAUUUGAAUUUUUUGCUAUGUAUUUUAGCUAGCGCGCAAUGGAAAGCCCAUGUACUCCCCACUCCCUCCCCUUUUGCACUGUUUCCAUGGUAAUUUGGUUUAAAAAAAAAUGAGAGAAAAGUUGCCAAACCGACUGCUGCAUAUUUGUGCCAUAAGUGUGUACCAUAAAUAUUUAUUGAAUUAGUUUCUUUUUUUCUUCUUUGUUCUGUUUAUGAUUUAAUUUCAGUCCAGUUUGUAAGUAACACAGUAUUAUAUUUGCAUUGUUUUUUCGUCGACCCCUGGUUUUCUUUAGUCAUGUCAUGGUUACUGGGUGGCUGUAGCCCUCUUCUUCCCUUCCUUGCAGUAUGAUAUGGCCAGGCUGUGAAAAGUGGUUUUAACAUUCAAAAAUUAAAACAAGUUCAAAGUGAGGAUAAAUGACACACAUUCCACCAGUCUGUUACAAACUGAAAAUGUUUUUCAAUAAAAUGUUUUU
Molecule: messenger RNA, 5308 nt
Organism: Xiphias gladius (swordfish)
Lineage: Eukaryota; Metazoa; Chordata; Actinopteri; Istiophoriformes; Xiphiidae
Gene: efnb2a
Product: ephrin-B2a
Exons: 5
Coding region: 709-1713 (334 amino acids)
Biological process (GO): axon guidance; ephrin receptor signaling pathway; blood vessel morphogenesis
Cellular component (GO): plasma membrane
Molecular function (GO): ephrin receptor binding
Source: RefSeq, a predicted model, not a curated record